Molecule: messenger RNA, 537 nt
Organism: Eubalaena glacialis (North Atlantic right whale)
Lineage: Eukaryota; Metazoa; Chordata; Mammalia; Artiodactyla; Balaenidae
Gene: ATP6V1G2
Product: ATPase H+ transporting V1 subunit G2
Exons: 3
Coding region: 43-399 (118 amino acids)
Biological process (GO): proton transmembrane transport
Cellular component (GO): vacuolar proton-transporting V-type ATPase complex
Molecular function (GO): proton-transporting ATPase activity, rotational mechanism
Source: RefSeq, a predicted model, not a curated record
ACCUUGGUAGCUUCCGAAACGGCAUCGGUCAUAACGACAGAAAUGGCCAGUCAAUCCCAGGGUAUCCAGCAGCUCCUGCAAGCCGAGAAGCGGGCGGCUGAGAAGGUGGCAGAUGCCAGAAAGAGGAAGGCCCGGCAUCUGAAACAGGCAAAGGAGGAGGCACAGAUGGAAGUGGAGCAAUACCGCAGAGAGAGAGAGCAGGAAUUCCAGAGCAAGCAGCAGGCAGCCAUGGGCUCCCAAGGGAAUCUGUCAGCUGAGGUGGAGCAGGCUACAAGGCGCCAGGUGCAGGGCAUGCAGAGCUCCCAGCAGAGAAGCCGCGAACGUGUCCUGGCCCAGCUUCUUGGCAUGGUCUGUGACGUCACGCCCCAGGUCCACCCCAACUACCGGAUUGCUGCCUAGGACCCACCCUAGGGCCUGACUCCUCCUGCCAGUUCCCUCCUGCAAAGAAAUUCCCAAGUGAAAAUCAACUCCCACCAUAAUCCUUUCUCUCCCUUGCAUUCCCUAGAAAUUCUAGGAAGCAGGAUCCAAUAAUUCUCC